AUGAAGUUAUGUAUCAUAACUUUGAUUUUUACUUCUAUUUUUGUUUAUUGUGGCUGUGAUGGAGAACCAAAAUGCGGAUGCAAAAAAGCGAAUCGUAAUGCUGAACUUUCAAGGUAUGAAAAAGUUAAUUUCAAAGAUGAUGCUAUUUUUGAAGAACAAGAAAUAAGUAAAGAGCCAAGUGAUGAAUACUGCACUAAAACUGAAGAUUUCAACUCUUUACCUCGAACAAAUCAAAUGGUUUAUUUAAAAGGAGGAAAAUUUGAAAUGGGAACUGAUAAGCCUAUAUUUGUGGCUGAUGGUGAGGGGCCUAAACGUUCAGUUUUAAUUAAACCCUUUUAUCUUGACAAAUAUGAAGUGUCGAAUGCUGAAUUUAGUAAAUUUGUUAGUGAUACUGGAUAUAAAACUGAAGUUGAAGGAUUUGGAGAUUCAUUUGUGUUUGAAAACCUUUUAAGUGAUGCUGUAAAAGAUACCGUUACUCAAGCCGUAGCCAGAGCUCCAUGGUGGUUACCAGUGAAAGGAGCAAAUUGGAUGCAUCCAGAAGGCCCUGAUUCAAGUAUUUCAGAAAAAAUGGAUCAUCCUGUUGUACAUGUAUCAUGGAAUGAUGCUAAAGCAUAUUGUGAUUGGGCUCAAAAAAGAUUACCCACUGAAGCAGAAUGGGAGUAUGCUUGCAGAGCAGGAAAAAAAGACAGAUUAUUUCCUUGGGGAAAUAAUUUUCAACCAAAGGGUGAAUACAGGGCAAAUAUUUGGCAAGGUGCUUUUCCUAGUCAUGACGAAGGACUUGAUGGUUAUGUUGGUACAAGUCCUGUAACAGCUUUUCACGAAAAUGAUUUUGGUCUUAAAAACAUGAUUGGAAAUGUUUGGGAGUGGACAUCAGAUUUUUGGGAUAUUAAGCACAAUAAGGAACCUGUUGAAAAUCCAACUGGCCCAACUAAAGGAACUGACAAAGUAAAAAAAGGAGGUUCUUUUCUAUGUCAUAAGAGCUAUUGUUAUAGGUACAGAUGUGCUGCUAGAAGUCAAAAUACUCCAGAUAGCUCUGCCAGUAAUUUAGGUUUUAGGUGUGCUGCAGAUAAACUUCCUGACUAUUUAAUUGAUGAAUGA
Pediculus humanus corporis (human body louse) is the source of this 1098-nucleotide messenger RNA. RefSeq names its product Sulfatase-modifying factor 1 precursor, putative. Gene Ontology annotation, cellular component: endoplasmic reticulum. The coding region runs from base 1 to 1098 and encodes 365 amino acids. NCBI's taxonomy places the organism in Eukaryota, Metazoa, Arthropoda, Insecta, Psocodea, Pediculidae. The record is from RefSeq and is a predicted model, not a curated record. The transcript has 4 exons.